AUGCCACCCCGCAAUUCUACCCCUUUCAGUCUUGAACCAAAAUCUGAGAGCCUUGAGGGUGUUUUAAGUGCUAUCAGAAGUCUUGCUGAGGUGGUGGAGAAGCAUGUUAGUACUAGUGGAACAGUUAAGCCCAAAGAUGCUGAGAUUGAAGGAUGUACUAUUGAGCAAUUCAAGAAAUUGGGCCCUCCUUCAUUUUUGGGUAACCUUGAUCCUACAAAAGCAAAAUCUUGGAUUAUGCAAAUAGAGAAAUUUUUUGAUGUGAUUGGUUGUACUGAAGUGCAAAAUGUCUCUUUUGCUUCCUUUAUGUUGAAGGGGGAAGCAGAGCAUUGGUGGAGAUCCACCAAAAAGACCUUGCCACUUGAGGAAUAUGAGAUAUUGACUUGGAGAAUUUUCCUUGAGGCCUUUUACGAAAAUUAUUUUCUAGAAAGUGUACAGGAUGAGAAAGAAGUGGAGUUUAUGGAGCUCAUUCAAGGGAAUAAAACGAUGUUAUAG
This is a messenger RNA of Quercus robur (English oak), 492 nucleotides long. RefSeq lists its product as uncharacterized. The coding region runs from base 1 to 492 and encodes 163 amino acids. The transcript has a single exon. The record is from RefSeq and is a predicted model, not a curated record. Lineage: Eukaryota; Viridiplantae; Streptophyta; Magnoliopsida; Fagales; Fagaceae.